CCUGCUGUGUCAGUACGCUCCUCCUCAGCAGCCCCCCGCCUCUCUUCCCUCCCUUUGCCCCGCACUCCCUCCUCGUGUGACGCCUUGUAUCCUCGCUGUCUCUCCCGCCUGUCUCGGUGCUUACAUUUCUUGUCAUUAUAUCUCGGUCUCAGGCUCCGGACCUCGCACCCAGGAUGGGCCUCAGGUGAUAAACCGACAGGCCGCCGGAUCCAGCGGGCGGGGAACAGAGCUACCGGAGAGCGGGGAUCCCGGGCCUGACCGCCCGUACCGGGGGCCUUCACACCGGCAUUUGCCCGGUAUUUGGAAGUUUGGUGGACGGUUUGCUGAGGUUUGGGAGAAUGGAGAAUGGAGAGAAGAAGAUCAACAGGGGCGAGGAGGACGAAAUGGAGAUUUAUGGUUAUAAUCUGUGCCGUUGGAAACUGGCUCUAGUUGCUGUUGGUGUGAUCUGCACUGGUGGCUUCCUUCUCCUCCUCCUGUACUGGAUGCCUAAGUGGCGUGUGAAGGGAACAUGCACUCUGACAACACUGAAAGACUGUGACGUUGUGCUUCUGAGAACAACUGAUGAAUUUAGGCAGUGGUUUUGUGCAAAGGUUCGUAUUCGCUUGUCUCCAGGCACAGAUGUUUUUCAGACACCUGAAUCCAUGUUAGAUAAAGUUGCAAAUGGACACGCUGGACACCUUCCUGAGAGCCCCACUGAGCACAGUGAGGACUACCCCAUAAAUAAUGCACCUGUCCCAUUACAAGAGGUUCGUUAUUUUGUACACCAUAGUGUGACAUAUUAUUGGAAUGACACCCAGCAGACAUUUAACUACUUGAAGGGUCUGGAUAUGGGUGUUUCAUGUGCUGACAUUUUCAGUGAGCACAGCAAAGGGUUAAGUAAGGAAGUACAUGAUUACAGAAAACUGUUUUAUGGAAUUAAUGAAAUUUCUGUCAAAGUGCCUUCUGUUUUUAAACUUUUGGUUAAGGAGGUCCUCAAUCCUUUUUACAUUUUUCAGCUGUUCAGUGUUAUUUUGUGGAGUACAGAUGAAUAUUACUACUAUGCAUCCGCUAUUGUGUUCAUGUCUAUAAUAUCCAUUGUCAGUUCACUGUACACUAUUAAAAAGCAAUAUAUAAUGUUACACGACAUGGUGGCUGCUCACAGUAUUGUCAGAGUAUCAGUAUGCAGAGCCAAUGAAGAAGCUGAAGAGAUACUGUCUACUGAGCUUGUUCCUGGGGACGUUCUGGUGAUACCACCUAAUGGAACAAUCAUGCCAUGUGAUGCUGUCCUGAUCAGUGGAACCUGCAUUGUAAAUGAAAGCAUGUUAACAGGUGAGAGUGUUCCAGUUACUAAGACAAAUUUGCCAGAUCCAUCACGAGAUUCCAAGACAACUGAGAGUGAGAUUUACUGUCCAGAAGUUCACAAACGGCACACUUUGUUUUGUGGGACCAAUGUCAUCCAGACUAGAUUUUAUGCUGGUGAACCGGUCAAAGCCAUAAUUGUCCGGACAGGAUUCAGCACUUCUAAGGGAGAGCUUAUUCGUUCCAUACUGUAUCCAAAGCCAACAGACUUUAAGCUUUACAGAGAUGCAUACCUGUUCCUACUGUGUCUUGUAGCGGUGGCUGGAAUUGGAUUCAUUUAUACAGUUGUAAAUAGUGUUUUAAAUGAGGUUCCAGCCAGUAUAAUUGUUAUUGAAUCACUUGACAUCAUCACCAUAACAGUACCUCCUGCACUACCUGCCGCCAUGACUGCUGGAAUUGUAUACGCUCAGAGACGUCUAAGAAAAUUGGGAAUUUUUUGUAUUAGUCCUCAGAGGAUCAACAUUUGUGGACAGCUAAAUCUUGUCUGUUUUGACAAAACUGGUACCCUUACUGAAGAUGGGCUUGAUCUAUGGGGAAUCCAGAGGGUCGAGAAUGCACAGUUCCUUAUGCCAGAAGAGAAAGCUUUCAGUGAGAGCUUGGUAAAGUCUCAAUUUGUAGCCUGCAUGGCAACCUGCCAUUCACUCACAAAAAUUGAUGGCGUGCUUUCAGGAGAUCCGCUUGACCUAAAAAUGUUUGAAGCCAUAGGAUGGAUCCUCGAUGAAGCCACUGAAGAAGAAACAGCACUUCACAACCGGAUUAUGCCAACUGUUGUACAACCUCCAAAACAGCCAGUGACUGAGCACAAACCUGCAGCAAGUCAGGAGAUGGAACUGUUUGAACUUCCGACUAGUUAUGAGAUUGGUAUUGUCCGUCAGUUUCCAUUUUCCUCUGCUUUACAACGUAUGGCAGUAGUUGCAAGAGUCCUAGGGGAGAAACGUAUGGAUGCCUAUGUGAAAGGGGCACCAGAAGUAGUAGCAAGCCUCUGCAAGCAGGAAACAGUGCCAGGCGAUUUUGCCAGUGUUUUAGAGGAGUAUACCAAGCAGGGUUACCGGGUCAUAGCACUUGCCCACAGGAAACUGGAGAGCAAAAUUUCAUGGCAUAAAGUCCAAAACAUUAGUAGAGAUGCCAUUGAAAACAACAUGACAUUCUUGGGGUUAAUUAUUAUGCAAAACAAACUCAAAGAUGAAACCCCAGGUGUUCUGGAAGAUCUCCGCAAAGCCAAGAUCCGCAUGGUUAUGGUUACAGGAGACAACAUGCUCACUGCUAUUUCUGUUGCCCGGGACUGUGGAAUGAUUCUACCUCAUGAUAAGGUCAUUGUAGCUGAAGCCCUACCUCCCAAGGAUGGUCAGGCUGCUAAGAUCUACUGGCAUUAUGCAGACACUUUGCCAAGAAACGACUUGAAUUCAGAAAAAAUUUCUAUUAAAGUCGUUGAUGAUAAUCAGCCCUUUGAUUACCACUUUGCGAUGAAUGGCAAAUCAUUUGCUGUGAUCAUGGAGCAUUUUCAGGACUUGGUUCCAAAGCUGGUGUUACAUGGCACAGUGUUUGCAAGAAUGGCUCCUGAUCAAAAAACCCAGCUGGUUGAAGAGUUGCAGAAUGUUGACUAUUAUGUUGGCAUGUGUGGAGAUGGAGCGAACGACUGUGGAGCACUGAAGAGAGCUCACGGCGGGAUUUCGCUUUCUGAAUUAGAGGCAUCUGUGGCAUCCCCAUUCACCUCCAGGACACCAAGCAUUUCCUGUGUGCCAGACUUGAUUCGGGAAGGCCGAGCAGCUUUAAUAACUUCCUUCUGCGUAUUUAAGUUCAUGGCUCUCUACAGCAUUAUCCAAUACUUGACAGUCACUUUGCUUUAUUCUAUCCUCAGUAAUUUAGGUGACUUCCAGUUCCUGUUUAUUGACCUGGCAAUCAUUUUAGUUGUUGUCUUCACAAUGAGCUUGAAUUCUGCUUGGAAAGACCUGGUGGCACAAAGACCUCCUUCCGGGCUUAUCUCUGGGCCACUUCUUUUUUCUGUGCUAUCUCAAAUCAUAAUUUGCCUCAGCUUCCAGACACUUGCAUUCCUGUGGGUCAAAGAACAGCCCUGGUACGAGGUUUGGACACCCAGCUCCAAAAUGUCGUCCUUGAUAUGAUACUAUGGAAGCUUGUGUUCAACCGAGACAAGCAAGGAGAGUCACACCACAUGGUCACCCAUCCCCCACAGAUGGCGAAUGAUCGCUGGAUAGGGGGCAUCCUGACUUCCUUGUGCUUUUGGAGAAAGAAGACCCCCAAAGCCAAAUAUAUGCACUUGGCCCAGGAGCUUUUGGUUGAUCCAGACUGGCCACCCAAGCCUCGAACAACCACAGAAGCUAAGGCCACAACCCAAGAGAAUGGCAACUACCAAAUUAUCACUGUAACGUAGCAGAUUCUUUUUACCCAUUAGCUGCCAAAGAAGCCUGCUUUUCAUGCUUUUGCAGUCUCCUCUGGCAUUUAGUGUGGUAAGAUCUUAGAUUUCUUAGUUAGGAAGCUCUGAACAUGUUUCUCUUCAGGAGUUGAGCAUUGCUACAAGCACUGUAUGUUCAGUGUAUCAUUUGAAUGGACCUAAAUUACCAAAGAUUUCAGAAAUGAAAUUCAUUCCAAAAUAUUUGCAGCACUUGCUAAAAAAAAGACACAUGUUGUCAUUGUUGUCCCUAUUGCACCUUUUAUUUUGCUAUCCUCGCUGAAUCAUUAGAUUUGCCAUGAAUUAAAAGAAAUACACAACCAUGUGCAGUGUUCUCCAAAGAAAAUGUUGCCAACCGUGUGGCAUUAUAAAGUAGCUGCGUGUGGGCAAUGUAAUACUUUAUAUUACUAUAACAUUUUCUGCUAUUCAAAUCACAAAAUAAUUGUGUAAUUUAACAUACACUUAUUUAAUUAUAACUUGUGCAAUAAACAAUGAAAUAUUUGAAUAUGAA
Messenger RNA from Bombina bombina (fire-bellied toad), 4256 nucleotides. RefSeq names its product ATPase 13A3 (gene ATP13A3). Gene Ontology annotation, cellular component: late endosome membrane. The record is from RefSeq and is a predicted model, not a curated record. Gene Ontology annotation, biological process: intracellular calcium ion homeostasis; polyamine transmembrane transport. Gene Ontology annotation, molecular function: ATP hydrolysis activity; P-type ion transporter activity; ATPase-coupled monoatomic cation transmembrane transporter activity. NCBI's taxonomy places the organism in Eukaryota, Metazoa, Chordata, Amphibia, Anura, Bombinatoridae.